CCUCCUUCUUGUCUGCCGUGUCGGCCUUCGAAGGCGAGAAGAACAUCGCUACCCGGCCUCGACGCGCCCUUACUGAUGCUCCUGCACAGUGGAGGGCCAGAAUGGAGGCUGCCGAAGGAGAUCAGACGGUGAUACUAUCAGCAGACGUCGCUGCCACAACGAGUCUCGUCCAGAGCCCCACCCUUCGCGAAGCGUCCGAGCCGGGCAAGAGAGAGCAGUCACAGACGCCUGUGGGUGGUGCCUCGCACAAUUCACUGGCUCCCGUGGCAGAAGGAGACUGGGAGAGCACCCGAGCAAUGUCUGUCGUCUACCGUGACUCCCUGCACCAGGAUCUCGUCGAUGGACAGUGUGGUGCACCCGGCUGUCCGUUAUCUUCAACCAGAGCAGAUGUAUCCUAGCUCGGACCUCAAAGCGAUGCCCAGGAAUAUGACUGUCCUGAACUACGGCGCCAGUCACGAUACACAGACGAGCAAAGGCUCCUUUGCUCACAGCGUAGGCAAUGGACGCAUUGACACCGCCAGUGGCACAGUGGACUCGUCGCACGACCAACCACCUCGAUCCUACUCUACCCCUCUCUCCCAACCUCCUCCCCUCAGAGAAAGUCAAGGGCGAGCGAUUACGCCUGACAUACCCUCGCCGGCCCGACAACAAAUCUACGAAGCGAAACGAGCCGCUAUCGUCCCCCUCGAGGACACGCUCCGUGCUCUGCAAGAAGAGGAGGCUGCUCUUCUGCACCAACUCGAAGUCCGCCGACUGAAUCACUAUCAGGAUAGUCUCAGUAAGCAGAUUGAGGAGCGACGUCUUCGUGUGGGAAUUCUUGAGCAUGAACUCAACCGUACUGUCAGCGGCAGCUCUAAUCUCGAUGCCAACACUGGAGACCAGGACUCUGUUGCAUCCAACGGCACGCCCGUGAGUCCUGCCCGCUCUCUUACCAGCUUUCUCUCCUCGGGCAAAGAGAACCUAGAGACUGUCUCGGACGAGUACGACAAUGAGCCAAGCAAGGAUAGCCUCGUCCUUGCGCGGCACCAGCUCGCCUCUCUGGCCCUAGGCAGCACCCAAAGUGAAGGUCAUCACAACUCCAUCGCGGACUCAUCAGCAGGCAGCGUCAAAUCCCCCUCUCUACCGUCGAGACCUCGUGAGGGAAGCCUCCGAAAAGCUUUCACUGCAGAAGAGUCUCGAUUGACCUCGCUGGGCUCUCCACCCACCACGCCCUUCUCACCUCGCAGUGCACAGGGUGGGUUCCCGCACUCGCUCCCACCCAACACCGUCACCGCGGGCUCGAGCGCAGCCUUCCAUGGUGUCGCCUCUGCUGUCUCGACUGGAGACGCUGGUAUACCCGCCCCGAAGCCGAGCAACUUUUCCGUGUCUUCGUCUUCCUCUAGAGCUCUGCGCACUAGUGCGUUGUGAGGCCGAUGGGUCUCGAGGUUCGACUGUACCGUAAUCGUACCCUGCUUGUGUAAGCCUCUGAUCGUGAAAUAGAAUCGUGCAAAUCG
This is a messenger RNA of Microstroma glucosiphilum, 1493 nucleotides long. RefSeq lists its product as hypothetical. The coding region runs from base 340 to 1407 and encodes 355 amino acids. NCBI's taxonomy places the organism in Eukaryota, Fungi, Basidiomycota, Exobasidiomycetes, Microstromatales, Microstromataceae. The record is from RefSeq and is a predicted model, not a curated record. The transcript has 3 exons.